Molecule: messenger RNA, 6475 nt
Organism: Megachile rotundata (alfalfa leafcutting bee)
Lineage: Eukaryota; Metazoa; Arthropoda; Insecta; Hymenoptera; Megachilidae
Molecular function (GO): protein binding
Source: RefSeq, a predicted model, not a curated record
AGAACGACGGCUGCGUAGCUGAGGAAACGUUCUCACCGGGUGUCACGUUUCCGUCGACGGAAAUAAAUGCGUGUGGUCAAGUGUGUGUCCCUCCCGCGUGCGUUUCGUGCUUGCCCGGUGAAGAUCGUCGCGGAUCGACCAAACUUGUACGCUCGCACGCGUGAUCCAUUCGCAGCUGUUCGCUCGAUUUCGCCAGCGAACUCUGGAUAAGAAGAUGUUUCUCGGUGAUCAAGAGGAGAACGUUGAUUCAGUAAUGGCAGAUUGAGAUCCUUGUUCUCUGGAUAGCUCCGGAGCCAGCCACGAGAUCCACCUGGGUGGCAAUCAACCCAGGAAUUCGACGAAUCUUCCGGCUGGAAAGGCAAGAAAGAAGGGAAUCAGGAAAUACCUGGGUCGGAAUAGCCGGGGAAGAACAAUCGAUGCAUCGGAAAUCGACGCGUUCGUGAAAACGAAAUGGACAACUGGCCGAGCGGAAAUCGCGUUCACCGGAGAAGAAGCCGGGCAGAACUAUCGGAACGCCAUGAGAGUCGCGCGAACGUUUAACCCUCGCUCGGUUACCGGCAAAUCCGACGAUGUUUGAUUUCUCUCCGAGCGAGACUCGCGUACGACCGACUCGCUGAGCCGGACGAUCCUUUCUCGGUAAUUGCCCGGCCGGAAAGAUGCCGAUCGAAACGGCUAAUCGUUAGUAGAGCACGUACAGCGAUGACUCGCGGACCGAUUCAGUCGAGGACGAUUCAUCUUCGCGUUCGCGCGUGCUAGUGACUCGAUAGUGUUUGUGUUGGAUUAACCUGGUGCGUGCAUCGCGAUGAUCCUGUGUCCCGUCACUCUGUUCACCUGUCUUCCAACCUGCACGGAGGAGUCUCCAGAAAGCAGAGGAAAUCACAGCGUCGAAUGCAGCGCCACGAUGACGCGAGCAGCGCCAGAACGACGGAGAAGACGAUCGAGCGUCGCGACGCAACACGCCCUCAGGCUGAUCCUGCAGAUCCUACUGAUACAACAUUUCUCGACGACCAAAGCCACCGAUCAGAUGGCCGAGUGCCCACCCCCAGAAACUAUUCCAGGCUGUCCCUGUUACAAUUUUGAGGACGGUCUUUUCCUGGAAUGCCCUGGCGCCACCGAGGAUACCCUCAGGACUACUCUGCAAGGAGUUCUGAAUGCUGGUGGAGCGGGAACGACGGUGCAGUCGUUGAGCGUUUACGAGCUGGACAAGACCAUAGAGGAAUUGAAAGAUGACUGUUUUCCGGUCGGUUCGCAGAUCAGGCACCUUCAAAUAUCACAUUCUUCCCUUCGGGAACUUAGCGAAGGCGCGUUCGCGAAUCUGAAAGACAGUUUGGAAUCGUUGGCCCUGGUUUCUAGUCGUUUGCCCCAGGUGCCGCAAAAGUCGCUGGCCGACCUGAGGAAGCUAGCCGCUCUGGACCUCGAAGCGAACCUCAUACAAGAACUCUCCUCUUACUGUUUCUACGGACUGAAGUUGAUGAAACUGACUCUGAAAGGCAAUCAAAUAUCGAAGAUCUCCGAGUACGCGUUCGCGGGCCUGGAGGAUAGUCUGAGCGAUCUGGACCUGGCCGAGAAUAAGCUGAAACUGUUUCCCAUGGCGCCACUGAGGAGACUAGAAAGCUUGGCUUCGCUCACCCUGGCCUGGAACGAGAUCUCGGAACUCCCAAACGACGGCUAUAGUCUGCUAAGCUCGUUGCUGAUCCUCGACCUGAGCAGCAACAACUUCGAGAAGCUCGCAGAGGACUGCUUCAGACCCUGUCCCAUCUUGCACAGUCUGUCCUUGUACUACAAUUCCAUCGAGACCAUUCACAAGGACGCGUUCGUAUCGCUGAAAGAGCUGGAGUCCAUCGAUCUCAGUCACAACAAGAUCGUGUUUCUCGACUUGGCCACCUUCAAGGGGAACGAGAGGCUGCGCACCAUCGAGUUAAGUCAUAAUCACAUUCAUUACAUCGGCGGAGUGUUUGCCAGACUGCCAGAAUUAAGGGAACUCUACCUGGCAGAGAACAAUAUCCUGGAGAUCCCCGGGGACGCUUUCAUAGGCAGCGUCAGUCUGGCGGUCAUCUACCUCCAACAGAACGCCAUCAGAAGAAUCGAUGGCAGGGGUCUGACCGGUCUCACGCAAUUGGCUCAAUUACAUCUUAGCAACAACUACAUCGAGAAGGUGCCGCCAGAAUUUCUGGAACACUGCGUGAUGCUCUCGUCCCUGUCCCUGGACGGUAACAAGAUCAACGAGCUUCAGCCAGGCACGUUCGUCAAAUUGCAUCAGCUCCGCGAGCUGCGACUGCAGGACAACAACAUCACCGAGGUGAAGCGCGGAGUCUUCGCGCCUCUUCCGUCGCUUCUGGAGCUUCACCUGCAGAACAAUGCUAUCACCGACAUGGAAACGGGAGCGCUGAGGACCCUGAGCAGCCUACAGCACGUGAAUCUCCAGGGAAACCAGCUGACCGUGCUGGGCGACGUGUUUCAGUUGUCCUCUUCGGAAUCGUCGGCUGGAGGCAGCUCCCUGGUGUCCAUUCAGUUGGACAGCAACGGACUAGCGGUGCUGCACAACGACUCCCUGCGUGGUCAAGCCUCGGUCAGAAUCAUGUGGCUGGGUCACAACAAGUUGACGCAUCUCCAGGCGCCUCUCUUCAGGGACUUGCUCCUCGUGGAACGACUCUAUCUGACCAACAACUCCAUCUCCAGGAUAGAGGACGGUGCUUUCCGCCCGAUGCAAGCUCUGAAAUUCCUCGAACUAAGCAUGAACAAACUCAAUCACAUAACAGCGAGAACGUUCUCGGAGUUGCACGAGCUCGAGGAGUUGUACUUGCAGGACAACGGUCUCAAACGAUUGGACCCGUUCUCCUUAACCGCUCUGAAGAAGCUGAAAGUUCUGGACCUAGCCAAUAAUCAUCUGACCGUCCUGCACGACGCGAUCUUUCAGGAAGGUCUGCCUAUCAAAACACUGAACUUGAAGAACUGUUCCAUCGUGAACGUGGAGAGCGGCGCUUUUCGAGGACUGAACAACCUCUCCGAACUGAACCUCGACGAUAACCUUCUCGUUUCUGCUGCCCUGUCUAACCUGAGGAUAUUUGGCCUACGCACACUGUCCGCGUCCGGGAACAACUUCAGUCAGAUCUCGGAGCAUAGCCUGAACGGGUUGCCGUCCCUUCAGGAACUGCUGCUGAACGAGGCGGAGAUCUCGCAACUGCCAGAAAUCGUGUUCGUGUUGAAUCGAAACUUGGCGCGUUUGCAUUUGAACCGCAAUUACCUUCGCAACCUUCCGCCUGGCAUAUUCGAUCGGCUGUUGACCCUUCGAGAGAUUCGACUGGAUCAGAAUCGGUUCCAGGGCAUUCCGUAUUCCGCGUUGGCCAGCGCCCUCAACCUGGAGAUCCUCACGCUGUCGAACAACGAGAUCGUGAACGUGGACGUGGCCAGCUUCGCCAGCUUGAAGUACCUGAGGGAACUGGACCUCAGCCAUAACCGAAUUGAAACUAUGUCCGGCUUCGCCAUGGCCAACCUGUCGCGCCUUAUCUCCGUGGACCUCAGUCACAACCAUUUGAACGCGCUUCCAGCCAACUUCUUUGCUCACUCGACGAUGCUGCGUCGCGUGGACCUGUCCGAAAACAAGUUCAGACAAAUUCCAGCGGUGGCGUUGUCCGGUCAGAAUCUUCCAGGGCUGGCGUGGUUGAAUAUGACCAGGAAUCCGUUGAACAGGAUCCACGAUCUUCCGUCGGAAGCUAAAUAUCCUAUUCUUCAGGAAGUACACAUAUCCGGCACGAACCUUAGCAUAGUCACUUCGCAGGACUUCGAGGCCUUUCCCGCUCUGCUGCAUCUGUACUUGGGCCAGAACUGCAUUCUCAGAGUAUCGCCUGGCGCGUUCAGAAGUUUGCCCAACCUGCUGACGCUGCAUCUCGGUAUGAACAGCUUAGAAAUUCUGCCGAAAGAGAGGCUUCAGGGCAUGGAGCAUCUUCGGAUCCUGAAUCUGACGCACAAUCGACUGAAAGAGCUCGACGAGUUCCCGGAGGACCUGAAAUCUCUUCAGGUAUUGGACCUGUCGUACAAUCAGAUCACGAUUGUGGGCAAGGUGACGUUCAAGAACUUGGUCAGCCUGGUGGAACUACAUCUUUAUGGUAAUUGGAUCAACGCUAUAUCCAGCGAGGCGUUCAGACCGCUAAAGAAGCUACGGCUCCUGGAUCUGAGCAGAAAUUACUUGGAGAAUCUACCAUUGAACGCGUUCCGACCCCUGGAGACCCAGAUACGGAGUUUGCGUGCCGAAGAAAAUCCGCUCCAUUGCAGCUGCGAGUCGCAAGAACUCUGGGAGUGGUUGCGAGAUCAUCAGAAGCUGGUUAGCGGAGUAGGCGGCGGUCGCGGUCGCGGAAGAAACGGCUUCGGGGUUAGCGACGUCGAAGGUGGUCUGUUGAGAUGCCAACAACCGCCGGAACUACGAGGACAAGUUUUCCUCGAUCUCGACCCCCACGCUUUCUGUUCUGUUCCGUUGAUCCUGAAGCUGGCGAUCCAAGAUAUUCAACCGUUCUCCGUGCUGGUAUCCUGGCAGAGCAGGAAUCAUUCCGGCCUUCACGGUUACCAAGUGGGCUACCACGUUCUGGACAACGCCGACGAGGUUCGAGUAAAGCUGCUGGACCCCAAGGCACGUUCCGUGAAGCUGACGAAGUUAGCCUCGGAUACCCGCUACCUGAUCUGUGUGCUCGGGCUGGGCAGUUGGGGCACGUCAAUCCCGGAGGACAUAGGUUCUUGGCAAUGGAACGCCUCUCACGACGACGUGAUCGAGAGCUCUGCCCGUCCAUCCAUGGUGAAUUCUCUCACCAGUCGAUGUACAGAGGUCAGAACGCUGGAUGCUCCCGAUUCGAUAGUCGGUGACGGAACUAUGAGCGACAGAGGAGGCUUGGCGAACAUCCUGACCAGAAGGUUAGGCCUCAUAGUCGGCAGUUGCAUGGGGUUCGUGGUGUUCGUCGUGUUGAUCUCGGUGCUGGGAUACAUGAAGAUGAAGAAACAAAGGUCCUCGGAGAAGAGGGAUCAGCCGUUGUCCUCGAACCCCCAGGCGUACAUGUCCUACAGGCAUUUCUCGCUGCAGAGCGGCGACAGGGCGGACAACGCGUGUCCCAGCUUCAUCAGCAACAUCGGUACCACGCCUUUGAACUCGUAGCACAAGCCGAAGGAGCUCGAUCGUCGUGUCGUAGAGACGAAGAGCGAUCACGAUUGUCCAGGUAUCUUUGGUUAGCCAUAAUCUUCGAUGUGAUCCGAUAUUCGGGACGACACCAGGUUUCGUUCUUCGAGGGUCGAAUCAGUGUCUGGAUCGGGUACUGCACUUUAAACUAGGACACUCAGGCUUUUAGACGGAGUCUGGCGCCAUUCUGGACCGUUCAAUUAAGAGAAGUGCCAAAACUGAUACUCGUAGAUUUGAAUAAACAUUCGACGGUCGUUCUCGCGAGACUUCGACGUCCUCGUUCGUCCGAACAAACGAAAGUUUCUCGCAUCGAUCCGUUGUGCGGAGCGUCGAACGUACCGAGGAAUCACGAAACCGGUCGAUCACUUAUCAGGUGCCAAAAGAAUCGAGGAUAGCAAAGACGUACAUUGAAUCAUUUCGGUUUGAUCGAAAACAAGUGAAACUCGAUGCCAUUGCUCAUAGCAGCGAACGAACGAUUCGCUGAAACCGAUCCUUCUCGACCAUUCGCGUAAACCGAACAACGACAUAAACGACCCCAGUUUUUUGGAACAUUCGUUAUCUCUCCUACGAAGACUGAUUUUUUAAACGACGUUUCCCCCUCAUCGUUUCGAAUGCUCGUAUGUAUAAUCACGAACGCUCGGUCGAAACGCGUCUCCGUAUUAUUAGAAUUUAUUCGAAAAUUACCCUUCGAGUACCCCCGAUGUACUUAUUGCGACGCUGUAUAAAUUCUAACGAGUCAUACGGAGACCCUUUUGAUCGACGGUAUGUACGACUGGUGAGGAUUUUUUUGUAAAUAGUAUACAGAACUGUCUGGCGACUUAACGAUGUUCGUAAUGAAAAUGCUCAUAUAUUACGAUGACUAAACUCGUCCUUUUAGUGCUGCGCAAGCAAUAUUACAGUUACUCGUAUCGAUAGUCCCGACGAUCAGCACGAAAACUUAAUUAAAGAGCCGAUCUUUUAGAAGACUCCAAAUCGAGUUUCUUUCUUUCGUAUAACCCAGUACUGUCCACGAGACGCGUCACGUGGAACGAAUGGUUAAUAAAAAGAGUCUGAGACUCUGUGCAAAGUCCCGUGAACAGUACCGGCGCAAGAAAUCGAAGGAUCCAAAUCGUCCUUCCGUCGAUCAUGUGGUUGUAACAGGACUUCUCGAACAACGCUAACAAAGUAACUCCUGCCAAGUAAACGAGUGAAAGAUAGAACAAAGAAUCGGCUUCGAGUUGCCAAAUGUGUUAUACGGUGACAUUGUGAAAGAUGGAUUUAUUGUAUAUAGAUAGAGAAUAUGUAUACACAUAGCGUUCUUUAUUAUAGCCUAGG